CCGACUGCCAUGGACAACGGGUCAUGCUGUCUCAUAGAGGGGGACUCCAUCUCCCAGGUGAUGCCGCCGCUGCUCAUCCUGGCCUUCGUGCUUGGAGCCCUGGGCAACGGGGUAGCACUAUGUGGCUUUUGCUUUCACAUGAAGACCUGGAAGCCGAGCACUAUUUACCUUUUCAACUUGGCUGUGGCCGAUUUUCUCCUCAUGAUCUGCCUACCCUUUCGGACAGACUACUACCUCAGACGUAGACAGUGGAUUUUUGGGGAUAUUCCCUGUCGCCUGGUCCUCUUCAUGCUGGCUAUGAAUAGGGCUGGGAGCAUUGUCUUCCUCACUGUGGUGGCUGUGGACAGGUAUUUCAAAGUGGUCCACCCCCAUCAUUUGGUGAAUGCCAUCUCCAAUCGGACUGCAGCUGCCACCGUCUGCAUCCUCUGGACUUUGGUCAUCUUGGGGACUGUGUAUCUUCUGAUGGAGAGCCACCUGUGUGUGCAAGAGACGGUGUCGUGCGAGAGCUUCAUCAUGGAGUCAGCCAACGGGUGGCAUGAUGUCAUGUUCCAGCUGGAGUUCUUCCUGCCCCUAGCCAUCAUCUUGUUUUGUUCCCUCAAGGUUGUUUGGAGCCUGAGGAGGAGGCGGCAGCUGGCUAGACAGUCCCGGAUGAGGAGGGCCACCCGGUUCAUUGUGGUGGUGGCUUGUGUAUUCAUCACGUGUUACCUGCCCAGCGUAUUGGCUAGACUCUACUUCCUGUGGACGGUGCCCUCCAGCGCCUGUGACCCCGCUGUCCACAUAGUCCUCCACGUCACCCUCAGUCUCACCUACCUGAACAGCAUGCUGGAUCCUCUUGUAUAUUAUUUCUCAAGCCCCUCGUUCCCCAAAUUCUACGCCAAGCUCAAAAUCUUCAGUUUGAGACCCGAACACCAGGGAUGCGAGAACACACGGAGGUCAGAAGAGAUGCCAAUUUCGAACCUUUGUCGUAAGAGGUCUAUCGAUGUGGCAAAUAGUUCCCAAAGGCCAUCAGACGGGCAGUGGGAUCGCCAAGUGUGCUGAAUGGCACUAAGACAACCAGCCCCAAAGCAAAGGCAGAGAAACAGGCAACUGUGAGUUAAACUGUACCGAAGGGUGGGGGGCUUGAAAAAUGCCACCACUCCUUCUCAGCUGUGUCCUUCUCGCUCACGUGGAAAUGAAACCCAGUCACUCUAUCUUUUCUAGAAGG
Molecule: messenger RNA, 1204 nt
Organism: Psammomys obesus (fat sand rat)
Lineage: Eukaryota; Metazoa; Chordata; Mammalia; Rodentia; Muridae
Gene: Hcar1
Product: hydroxycarboxylic acid receptor 1
Exons: 1
Coding region: 10-1038 (342 amino acids)
Biological process (GO): G protein-coupled receptor signaling pathway
Cellular component (GO): membrane
Molecular function (GO): G protein-coupled receptor activity
Source: RefSeq, a predicted model, not a curated record